CUGCAGCAUCCUUGGGAGGUAGUUUAUAGGCAGAAAACCAGGAUCUUUUCUCUAAUCCAUCAGGAGGUGCUUCCUGCAUGUUUGGGGGGCACAGCUCCCCAGUUUGCAAGCCAUUGGCUACGCUGGCUGGUGCUGAGUGAAGCUUGAUUGUUUCUCUGCUAUAGAACGAGGGAUCUGGUGGAGCUCGCAGCUCCUUAUUUCCUGUUCCAAAAAUGAUUCAACCGAUCGCCUCGGGAGCAACAGACUAAAGGAGCAGAACCCCCUGAAGUCUUCUACAAUCCAAAUUCUGGCAUUUGUCCCUGAUCGUUUUCCUCCAUGCAGCGUCAACUGGCACGUUUCCUUCUGGUUGGGGAAGGAAAUUUUUCCUUCUCGGUCUAUCUGUACAAAGCAAGAGGCUGUGACACUCAUAUUAUUGCCACCUGCUACGGUAGUGAAGAGUCUAUAUCUGAACAAGCUUUCACCAAAUCCAACGUACAGUUUCUGAGAGACAAAGGUGCCGAAGUCUACUUUUCUGUCAACUGCACAAAACUGAAGGAAUACUUCUUGCCGGCUACGAGGGAUUUUGACCGUAUUUAUUUCAAUUUCCCCCACUGUGGGAAAAAGGGUGGAAUAAAAAAGAACAGGGAGCUUCUUGCCAAGUUUUUCUGCAGGAAUCGGGAUAAAUCUUUCUGCCUAGAAGGCGCUCUGAAUCACAUAUUCACCCGGAGUGUGCCGUUUCUGCCUUCUCAACCUUCGGUUUGCAAAAUGGAGCUGGAAGGCGAAUCGGUGUCCUGCCAAAUCCCACAGAUGUUCCUAGAGAAGAUAAGCAGGAACUACUUAGGUAUUCAUUCGAAGCAUCCCGUGAGAACUAUAAAUGAAAAACUAAUGGAUGGCCUCGGCAGAUCGUUCGCAGUUCAGAAGGCAAAUUCUUCCUUUCCUUUGGUGUUCAAAGACAGAACUGCUUCUCUUUCGUCGGACGCCUUUUGGAUGGUUCCUGUCGCCAAAAGUCACCCUGAAAUUAAGUUUUUAGCUUCCAGAAGUUAUCCUGGAACGGAUGAGGACCAGGAUUUGAGUUGGACCUUAGGACAAUAUUACCUUCGGCCUUCCCUGUUGGUUUUUCUCCAUUCUAUUGUAAAGCAGAGAGAUUUUCCUCCUCGGAGUUUGUUGGCCUUCAGUGGACUGGCUUUUAAAAAAUGCAAAAUUUCUGUCCACGUGCCACCUAUUUUUCACGAGGCCCUCUUCAUCUGCGCACUUCAGGAAGAUGUAGAAGACGCGCAGCUCCUGGUGGAAAGCCUCAUGGCCACAUUAAACUCUUUACUCCCAUCAUCGGAGGUUAAACUGGACUCCCUGAACCAGGAGCCAGAAAUCAGUCAGCAGGAUAUCUUUCUACCUUCUUACGGGCCGUUUCUGCUCAGCCCAAAAUACGCUGUGUCUGUGAGCUGCCAGGGCUUUGAUUCCAACCCAAAGGAAUUUCGCGUCGGGACAAUAAGUACCGUUCGGUGGCAGCUGUCAAGCGUUCACCAAAACGCGCUUUGCGUUUCUUUGAACCUCGAUCUUCUGGCGAUGUGCGCCUGCGACAUUUUUGACUGGCGGAUGCUCUGGACUUCGGACGAGCGUUUCGCGGGCCAGUUUUCGGGGGGGCGUUUAGGCGUUUUCCAGAACUUUUCCCUCCACCCGCCAGCCUAUGGGCACAACAUCAGCUUCUGGCUUCCGGAGGCAGAAACGUUCCGUGAAAUCCAGCUCCACACCAUUGCCAGGUGUGUGUCUUUGGAGACGGUUGUGUCUAUCCAGCUGCUGGACCGUUAUCGGCACCCGCGCGCACCACACGCCACCAGCCUGUGCUACAGGCUCACCUACCAGUCUUGCGAUAAGGCGCUCUCUCGCCCCCUGGCGGCGGCCAUGCAGAUGUCCCUUAGGGAGGAGCUGCAGCGUAGUCUCCGGGUGGUUGUUAGGUAGGAGAACCAGAAGGAGAAUUGAAUUGAAUUGAAUUGAAUUUAUUGAAUUUCUAUGC
This is a messenger RNA of Thamnophis sirtalis, 1990 nucleotides long. NCBI's taxonomy places the organism in Eukaryota, Metazoa, Chordata, Lepidosauria, Squamata, Natricidae. The record is from RefSeq and is a predicted model, not a curated record.